AUGAAUGCUGGUUUGCGACAAUUGGAAGACAACCUUCUGUCCGAAGGGGGCAAGGCCAAAUACAAUGAGCGCAUGCACCAGCUGCCUAGUCCCGGUCAGCGACUCUUGCAACAGUCUACUCACACCAACUCAUUCAGUCGCUUGCUACAAAGUCAGGACACUCCUUCACAAACCAGCACGAGCGGCCUUCCUGGAAUUCCUUCAGUCUGCUUGCUAUCUCAUGAACGGCGCCCAGUGGCUAACAACGAAGCUAGGAAUGGCGUAAAUCAGUCGCGCCAGACGGUGGCGGGUCUUGGUCUUUCUAUGAUGAACCUACAGAGCAUGGAUCGGAUUAAUCGUCAGCAGUCGCCUACACCGACAAUACCCGACGAUAUCAACAUCGUUCAUACCCCGCGAAAGCCCUACAACGAGCCGAGUAACCCCCCAGACAGGGCUCACAGGGUCCAAGACGAAGCAAACAUCAUCAGUCCAUCGCGCGGCAUUCUUGAGCAAGUCUUCGAGUUCAACCGCAACUUCCAGCCUGACGAGCCCGGCGACACCAUACCGAAUACCUACAAUCCCGACGACUACAUACAGAGCGCUACCGAGGUGGCUACUCCAAGUGUUGGGAACACACCAGAUCUGAGUGCUGCGGAUCGGGCAGUACAGGAUGGGAAAGAUAUGAUUGAAGCAAUGAAGCGGAUAACUUCGGAAAUCCAACAGCAAUCCGCCGGCUCAUCAGAAGGACAGACAUAUGCCACGGUUCCCACUCAGCUCUUGCCAAAGAACACUCCUGCAGCGCCACAGGAACAGCUGCAAACCCUCCUCCAAUCGGCUCCUGCACAAAGCCUCCAGAAGCUCGUCUCCUACCUUGCUCCUCUUCACAACCUGUUAAACUCCAUACCUAACGUAGCUAGCACUAUGCAGGAACUUGGCAGCCGCCUGGAUUUGCUGGAGAAUGGAUCCUUCAAUUAUGUCCAGCCCGAAGAUCUGAAUCAGACCUUGGAGAUGUAUGAGGGUAGGCUCAUUGAUGUGGAGCAUCGUUUGGACGAACAUGAACGGAUGCAUCAGGCCAUGGAUGACCAAUCUAGCAACAGCUCUUUUGACAGAAGGCGCUUAGAUAAUGUUACGACGUCGUUCGGCUCCGUAGACUCGACCACUUCUUCAGCCCUUGUUCUCGCAGCCAUGGAUCGCAAGGAUACUGAGAUGGAACUUGACAACAUCAAGGACAGAUUGAAUGUGUUGGAAGCUGCAGCGCCACCCACAUCGCUGCAACCUUGGGAGGUGGAAGUCGUCCUGUUGCCAUGGGGCCCUGACCUGAAAGGCAUCUGGUUCUCGCCUGAAGAACCAAUGCAUGAUGUAACCAAGACAACGCAAAAUUCCGAAGAGUGGACUCAAGCCCGGACGUCCAAGGCUAUCACUAUACCAUUCCUCGGACGAGACACAGAUUCCAGCCCCUAUCCUGUAACCCGAAACUCAAAUAAAGACUCCGUGCCAGGUCAGAUUGAGAACGGAUGGAGUAGCCAAGACAUCAGUAAUUGGGCUUCAGGGUCUACGGACGACUGGCUAUUCCCGAAAGCCUGUGGAAGUAAUAACCUAGUCUACAAGCGACUCCAAAGUAGGGGUUUCGUGCGAGAUGUUACAUUCAGAGGCUCUAGUGCCAAAGAUAUCCAAGAAGCUCUGUCACACGCCUUUUCCGACGUGUUCGACUAUCUGCAGUACGAUGACAGCGACGAAAACCCUAUGAUUGCUACAUACCCUGGUCUUCGGGCGCCGUACAUACCUUUACGAAAAGUAAUUAAAGAAUCGCGGCUACGAUUUCUUACGCCUGCUGAGAUGUCCAGUAGCGCGCUCUGGAAUGCCCAAUUCCUUUCUGCGGGCGUCAUGAUGAGAGUCUCUGGCGGAAAGAAAAGGUUAUACGUGACGGUCCGCGAAGCUUAUACACAGCAAGUCGACCGCAACGAAUUUGUCGUCAUGGAACAGUCAUGGCCGGAACUGCGACAGUUACCUCGCUGUCAACCUAACAAAGACUCACAGAUGGAAGGCAUCGACGAACAUGGCCAGCCUCAUGUUCCAGAGGCUGAUGCAAAAGAAGCAUGCUGGCAGUUUGUUGAGACAUAUGAUGCGCCGCCUGCCAGUGUACAUUCCUCUUUUGGAAGCAACCAGUCAGUUCAGCUAUCGAUGCGUCCUGCUGGGCGAAAUUGGCGGAGAUCGAUUACCCCCAACUCGAUUUUGAAAAAUAAGCAACCCCAGCCCAUUUCCCCAUUGAGCGAGAACCACCCACAACGCCCGCAAUACUAUCGCAAUCGCACAGUCUCUGCUUCAGUCAUCGACACCCACCCAUCCCGCUUGUCAAAGCGCCGCCUCCAUGCUUCUACCACAGAACAAUUUUCUGCCCCACAGCCAAUUUCGCAUGCACCUAGCCUUUCAAUGACGAGAUUGAAGCGACGCCGUGUUGCGAAUUCCUCCUCCCCACGGCCUGAGACUGCGCAGGUUCCAAUAUGGAAUGCGACUCCACGUCACUCACGAGAACCACCCUCACCAUUCUACUCAUCGCAGCCUGCCCUACCGCGAUCCAACUCAGAUGUCAUGAGCAGACCAAGUCAGCGCUCUGCUGCCGUUGCAGGAAAGUCAACGCCUUUCGCAUACGCAACGCCGCAUUCGGGACCUUUUGUGGGCGGCCCUGGCUUCAAUGCUUACAACAACGGCGGCGAUACUGAACCCGAUGACGACAACGAUGACGGCGAGCAAAGCUGGCCCGGUGUCACUGACGGCGACAAUGAUAGCGCCUCAGCGCCAGAUUUUGAAAUGAGUGCAAGUUCUGCAGAAGAAAGCAUUAAAUGCUUCUCAAGCGACGACGGAGAGGAUAGUGACGCGGAACUGCAUGCGUUUGCACAACGCCAGCUAGCCGAGGAUAGUGAUGCCGAAGCACAUGCGUAUGCGCAAGCGCAACGUCAGCUAGACGAAGAAAGCGAAGAAGACGAUGUUUUUGACUCUUUGCUUAGUAUCAUUGAAGCUUAG
This is a messenger RNA of Alternaria arborescens, 3000 nucleotides long. RefSeq lists its product as hypothetical. Bases 1 to 3000 code for a protein of 999 amino acids. The record is from RefSeq and is a predicted model, not a curated record. NCBI's taxonomy places the organism in Eukaryota, Fungi, Ascomycota, Dothideomycetes, Pleosporales, Pleosporaceae. The transcript has a single exon.